Daldinia loculata is the source of this 758-nucleotide messenger RNA. Its product is annotated as histone H4.1. NCBI's taxonomy places the organism in Eukaryota, Fungi, Ascomycota, Sordariomycetes, Xylariales, Hypoxylaceae. Gene Ontology annotation, cellular component: nucleosome. The coding region runs from base 136 to 447 and encodes 103 amino acids. Gene Ontology annotation, molecular function: structural constituent of chromatin; DNA binding; protein heterodimerization activity. Gene Ontology annotation, biological process: nucleosome assembly. The record is from RefSeq and is a predicted model, not a curated record. The transcript is spliced from 3 exons.
UUACAACUCUUUUUUUCCUAUUUCCUGAUUUAUCCAUCAUCAACAAACGCAUUUAUCUCUCCGCAAUUUGCCAUCGAUACCAUACACUUUCCAUCAAUAAAAACAUCACCAAAACACAUCUAAACCUCAUUCAAGAUGACUGGACGCGGCAAGGGCGGUAAGGGUCUCGGAAAGGGAGGUGCCAAGCGCCACCGUAAGAUUCUUCGAGACAACAUCCAGGGUAUCACCAAGCCCGCUAUCCGACGUCUCGCCCGUCGUGGUGGUGUCAAGCGUAUCUCAGCUAUGAUCUACGAAGAGACCCGUGGUGUCCUCAAGUCCUUCCUCGAGGGUGUCAUCCGUGACGCUGUCACCUACACCGAGCACGCCAAGCGCAAGACUGUCACCUCGCUGGACGUCGUCUACGCCUUGAAGCGACAGGGCCGCACCCUGUACGGUUUCGGUGGUUAAGCGUUGUGUUCUGUGUACCUUUUUGGUUGGCUGGCUGUUCAUAGUAAUCAUUCCCAAUGCAAGUUAGUGGACAGCAGCAACAGCAACAGCAGCAGCAGCAGAGCAAAUCGCGUAAUGGACUAGGGAUUUGUGUUUAUUACAUUAAGGAUUAUUGGCAUGAUACACAUUCUGACAUCGGCGUUGGUGGUUUAUGUUACGGUUCAUGGUCGCGCGAUGACUUUUGAGAGAUGGCGUCUAAGGAUAGAUAGCCUAUGAUAGUGCUACGGCACGCUGAAUAUACUUGCAUCGUAUUGCACCUUGCUGUUAACAAA